This is a messenger RNA of Necator americanus (New World hookworm), 483 nucleotides long. RefSeq lists its product as uncharacterized. Bases 1 to 483 code for a protein of 160 amino acids. The record is from RefSeq and is a predicted model, not a curated record. The transcript is spliced from 2 exons. NCBI's taxonomy places the organism in Eukaryota, Metazoa, Nematoda, Chromadorea, Rhabditida, Ancylostomatidae.
AUGUUAUCCAUGCUGUUCGCGUCCUUUGUGGAGAAACAUCGAGAGAAGAACCGCGGUUUGGAUUUUGCAUUCCUUGAUCUCGAUAAACCUUUCGACUGUGUCUCAGAUGAGCUGUCGAUGGAUGUCAAUGAGGGUUCAUCACUCUCACCCCUGCUGUUCGUACUGUACAUGGAUACGAUAAUGAAGGGAAUCUAUCAUCCGUGGACCCUACUCUUUGCCGACGAUGUCAUGCUCGCGUCGGAGUCUCGAGAUGAUCUUGAACCACAAGUACAUCCUUGGAAAGAUCCGUUGCAGCAACACGGACUGCGCCUCAAUCUGUCAAAAACUGAGUACAUGAAGUACGGAGCAAGGAUAGAAUAUGGUUCAAUUCGCGUCGAUGGCACCGAAUUAAACAGGGUGGAGUGUUUCAAGUACCUUGGAUCCAAAGUGACUUCCACAGGCGACAUUGACCAAGAAUGUCGAGCACGCGUUAAUGCGGCAUGA